Messenger RNA from Stomoxys calcitrans (stable fly), 3806 nucleotides. RefSeq names its product cysteine-rich motor neuron 1 protein. Gene Ontology annotation, cellular component: extracellular region. Gene Ontology annotation, molecular function: insulin-like growth factor binding. The transcript is spliced from 7 exons. Bases 2021 to 2704 code for a protein of 227 amino acids. Gene Ontology annotation, biological process: regulation of signal transduction; regulation of cell growth. The record is from RefSeq and is a predicted model, not a curated record. Lineage: Eukaryota; Metazoa; Arthropoda; Insecta; Diptera; Muscidae.
GUUAAGGACGGUAGACGAAACCGCAUCAAAAAUUUAUGAAUUUUGAAUUCACACACACACACAUUAUAGUGGGCAGCUGUGUUGUGCUGUGCUUAGAAAAAGAGAGAGUUGUGAGAUAUCCUUUAAGGUGUUAUGAAAUUAAAGCCAAUUUUUGCGAAAAUACAAAAUACAAAUUGAAGUGUACAAGAAUAAGCAAAAAUUUUAAAAAUUCAAAUAAGAAAUCAAACAACAAAAGGAAUAUUAAAAAAAAAUACAAAUCUAACAUUGAUUGAUUAACGCAUCUAAAAAAGUAACAACAAAACAUAAGGAAUACAAGAAAGCAAGCCAGCAAAAAAAUCACAAAAAUAUAACGCUAUAAUGGGGUAAAAGGUGUUGUUGUCAUGUUCGUUUGUUAACGCCUAAUGGUAUGAUUUAAAUGGCAAGUUCACUAAACGAUUUCCGUUGCCUUUGCCUUCUCCACUGAGAUACAACAAAACGGCCAUAAAAUUUCGAAACGCAGGUGUUAAAAUAGGCGUGCGACUUCAAUGUGUGUGCGCUAGUGUAUGCGUGUACGCGUAAGCAUGCAAUAGAAUGUGUGACGGUGAUUGUGUUGUUUUCGUAGUUGUUUAGGUUCCCAAACGAAGAUAAACGGCAUGUUAGCGUGAGUGACGGUAUGUCGGUGAAUAUGUGACAACAUUUUUCCCAACGAGCUGUCUGUCAAAGCAUUUGGCCUACACAACUUUUCGCCCUCCCUCCAUACACUGGCAACCAGCCUUAAGGCAGGCAACGAAAGCCAAGCAAACCCAACCAACAUUUACAUUUGUAAAUGUCUACGGCUCUUGAAGAGUAGAACACCAGCAAAGAGGGUUAGUUGUGAGGAAAUAUUAUCAUUGCUUUUAUAUGCAGACACGCUGUAAUAAAUUAAUUUGCACUUUUUUUUCGUUGCUCACAGUGCGGUGUUGUGUUGAAUGACAGUGCCGGGUAAGAGUGUGAAUACCCCAAAAAGUAUGCUGUAAACAAAUCAAAUAUUAUCUUUAUACCUUAACUCAAAUAAACGAAAGGCACAGGCAUGAGCAUAAGGCGCAUUAGCAAUAAAAAUAAUUUUUAUUAAAGUUCAAAUGAAUUUAUGGCGCAAAAAAAAUAAAAGCCUCCUAUUCAAGGCUAAUUGAGAGUAGAAGAAGAAGAAAAAAAGGAAAAAGUAAACAUCUGAAACAACAAAAAUAAUGAACAAGGCAUACACUUCAGUUAAGAAUUGUAGGAAUUUGUGUGAAGGUUUUGUGUAGCCUGUUUAAAAGAAGGAAGUGAAUAAAUGAAUACUCUCCAAGGCCAUUAAAACACAAGAAUGGCAGUGCUUGUGUUUCCUUUCUACAUUGAUGAUGAACAUUCGUUAGCCUUAUCAUUGCCAUUGACGGAAAUGUAAAUUUGAUUUGUUUUCCCUUCGGUAUCAUUAAACAACAACAGCAUUAUCAUUAACCUAGACAUUAUGUGUUAACGCUGAAACUCAUUCGUGGAAAUUUUUUUACAUCAAAAGAUUCUCACGAAAUUUGGCACGAAGAAUUCUCUUAUGAUUUUCGACAUUACUGAGCCUCAUAUGGUAGCAGUUUUUUGAAAGCAAAACUACUGCAGCAAUCGUUGCGAUACAAACGAAUCAGCCAUGCAUUGUGCCGCAGUAGACGUGCAAAUGCCUCAACUUCUACAGCAUUUGCCAUUGCUACAGAGACAUAAAUUUUGCUUAAGAUAAAACUUUAUAAACAUAACACAAAAAGAAGCAAAAACUGAAGACAAUAACAAACGUGUUUCUCUACAUCUUUGGAACAUUUUUGUUUUAGUUUGUGAUAUUUUCUUUUGGCAGGAGUUCCCGUUUGGUUUGUUUAUUUUCCUUACUUCGUUGUUUUGUGUUUUUUUUCGGUUUUAUGGCAAUGAGGAGUCCUGUAGCUUCUCUGCGGUACCAUUAAGCUCUAUAACUACACAUUUGCCCUGGCAUUGGGCUGUGUUGCACAAAACAAAAAAAAAAAAAAAAAAAACCAAUAACUGCACAGUCAUGAGCUCCAAGACACAGUUCUGUUUUUUAAAUCUACGCACCUAUCUGAUAUAUUUGUGCUGUUAUCUGCUGGUCGUGGUGGCUGCCGGUUCUCGGGUGGUCAAUGGUUUGAAAUGUUAUUGCAAUCCCAAGGAAUGUGAUGUUAUACGUUCGCUGGACUGCCCGGGCAAGGGUCUUAUAGUUUUGGAUCCAUGCAAUUGUUGUCCUAUUUGCGCCAAAACAGUGGGAGAGGUAUGCGGCGGUCCUGGAGAUUUUUCAGGACGCUGCGAGCCUCCCCUCAAAUGUGUGGCCAAAUUACCUACCGCCAAUGCAUUGGGAGUUUGCAUGGAUUUAUCAUUUUCCAGUACCCCAACAUCUACAUCAUAUCAUCAUCAUUUGCAUCAUGAAAAUUGUACAAAAUCAGAGAGAAUACGAAUUAAAAAAGGGUGCGAGAUCAUCGACAAACGCUGUCAUUGUUGGCCAACGUUAAAAGUAUGUCGCAAUCAAGUGAACACCGGUUCGGGGUCAAGAAUUUUACGAUGGCACUUUAAAACGCUCGAGGACUGCCAGGUGAAUUUAGUGAGUCUUAUCAAAACAGAAUUGGAUUUCGAUGAGGACUAUACAAUAGCACCGAAUCUAUUUUCACAUAAAAAGAUAAGAAGAAGGAAGAAAUUUCGAACAAAAAUUGACAACGAUGUAGACUAAUGCUGAUAGUUUCUACAGAGCUUAAGCCAAAAUCCCAAAAGCUGCCCACGUAGGAGACAUUUAACAACAAACCAACUAUCAACAACAACAAACAAGCAACAAUAAAUGACCACCCCUUUAUACUCCACAAAUGAUUAAUGGAGGCUUUUGAUGAAAAACUUAAAACAAACGGUAAAAGUAACCACAAAUUUUCCAUUUUGUAUAAAUGUAUUGUAUAAAAAAAAAGCUUAAACAACAAAAAAAAAACACAAAAAACUAAAUGCCAUAUAGAAAAAAACAUAUAUCGAUGUAUUAGUGUUAAAAUGAAAAAAAUAUAUAUUUCGCUAAGAAAAAGAAACAUUAAACAAUUAUGCGAAAUAUUAAAAAAGCUUCAAUAAAAUAUUAAAAAGAAAACAAAAAACUUUUUUAUAAAAAAAGUUAUGAAAACAAAUUACAAAAAAAUGUAUUAUAUAUAAAACAAAUUGAAAAUAAAUGUUAACUAAGAAAAAAUAUUAGUAAACUUACAUUAUAGAAAUUAUAAUAAAAAAAUAUAGAAAAUUUACAAGAACAAAUAUCAAAAUGUUGCCAUAUACAUAAAUGAAAAGAUCUAAUAAAAGAAGCUUUUUCGUUUUUUAGAAUUUUACCACAAACGAAACAAAUAUCAAAUGGAACUGUAAUGAAGACAUGCAACUUAUAACCGGACAAUAGAAAUAAGCUGUUCAAAUUAAAUAUUUAUCAAAAAUAAUAAAACAAGAUAUAUAUACUUUUUUUUGCAAGAAUAUAAAAAAAAUAAAAUACUUCCAGAUUCCAAAAAGAAAAAAACUAAAGUUUAAAAGCUUGUACAGCUUCAACAACUUUCAAAGGUCUCAGCUCUAACUAACCCCUUUCAAAAUAACCUAAAUAGCUUGCAUAACCCAAAACUUUGUUUAAAAAUCAUCCAAAAAGCUUCUAUGCUUUCUAUGGUCUUAAGUUGUUCAAUAUCUAAACUUUGACGAUAUCUAACAAAAUAUACUAUUUAUUUUGUUUUCAACAGGCUAUAUAACUCCAUAUAGUAUAUCAUUAGUAAGUUAAACAUUGGCAAUAAGCCCCAAAAAACAUAUACUUGCAUAUAUUUGUCUAUAUA